UAUUUAAAGGAAAUGACGUCACGUGGUUACCGUAGCUAACGAGCCCACACUCAUCUGUGCAGCGAGCUGAACAUCUGCAAGAGUGUUUUUGUCCGUAUCUUCGGCUACCAUCUAUUUCUAAAGCGCUUGGGGAUUUAAAGGGAAAUAAAAUGAACUUCUACUGAAUGAGGACACUCCGGAAGGACACAAUACAGACAUGUUCAGUCCCAAAGAAUUAGAGGGAGAAGUUGACCACUCGUUCUUUGACAGUGACAGUGAAGCAAAUGAGGCCUCACAAAGACACAAUGAGAGGAAAGGAAAGGAGACCCAUAUUUCAAUGGACCGGUUAGGAGCUGAAUUCCAGAGUGAACGAGAUGGAAUAGCAGGACUGAAGAACGGUUCAGCCCAGGAGGGCAGGAGGGAACACCAUGGAGAGAAAGAUUCUGAGAGGGAUGAAAAAAGCAGUGAUGUGUCAUUCAGCGGAUCCUUGCCACUUCCAAGUGCCAAAAGUUCAGAAACUAGGAACAACAGCCAAUCAGAUGAAGGAUCUAGUGUGCAGUCAUACUCAUCCGAUGAGGAGAGAGAUCUGGAUGAUGAGGAUAAUACAGGUUUUAAACUCAGGAAAACCAGCAAUGGUAGUGUUAAUAGUGGUGAUGAUGAUGGAUACCAUCGCAGUGCUGAUGAUGAAAGUGAAGAGGAUGAGAUGCCUCCAGGAUCUCGAACAGCAAAACAUAGAUUGUCCCGCGGAAUGCCUAAAAAAUCUGCUGGUAAAUUUCGCAACCUGAGCCGUAGCAAUUCGUCAUCUUCUGACACAGAGUCAUCCCACAGUAGUAGUGAUGAGAGAAGCUCCCUUCAUUCACAGAACUCUCCUGUGAAACCUCACCGAAUAGGCUCAGCCAAUCAGAGGGAGAGAUCUAAAGCCUUAGAUACUGCAGAAUCUGAAGAUACAGUCACUGAUGUCACUCCUCUCUCAACACCAAAUCUUAGUCCUGUCCAGUCCAUUGACAUGGUUCUGCACUCUAAACCUUUGGCAGCAGAUGUUCAGCAACAACAGCACAAUGUUGCUGGGGAGAUGGUUGCAAAUGAAGUGGUUUCAGACGACAGAGACAGUAUAAGUUCUGAAGGUGAGGAUGGACCAGUGUUUUUAAAAGUAGAGAAGCACUUGGACAGAGCACUGGUGCUUUCCAGCCCUGGGAGUGUUAGCAGCAACCGUAGUCGCAAGAACUACUCUUUCACCAAUGAAGAGGUACGGGCCAUCGACCGAGAGAACCAGCGGUUGUUACGUGAACUCUCACGUUCAUCAGCACCCUCACGUAAUGCCGGCUCUGCCUGCUCCACCACCAGCAGUCGCAGGAGCAAUGCACCACCCAUACGCCUUUAUCACAGCGCCCUCAACAGGCAACGAGAGCAAGAACGCAUUCAGAAGGAAAACCUGGCAUUCCUGAAGCGGCUAGAAUCUGUGAAGGCCACUUCUGGUAUGACCAGAGACGAACAACUAGCUGAUUACCAGCGCCAGUGCCGAUACCUGGGAACACACAUUACAUCUGUGCCACCCCUUAAACCAGGAUCCAGCAGGACAUCUGGAAGGAGUUCAAGACCCUGCAGCAGUCCGCACAGAGCUAGACCAGAGACUGCUAAACUCAACAGAGCAUCACCACGGCCCGCCUGGUCCUGAUCCUUAAAUCUUUCACUUUAUCUGCCCCUCUACAUUUAAAUAUUCUGCCCUACUAUAAAAUCAAAAUGUAACUAAGUUUAGAUCACAUCGGCAAACAUCCUGUAUGAUUGUAAACUGCUUAAACACAUUAUUUCCUUUAGAACUGGGGAGGCAAAAAUAUACAUUUCUCAAAUAUACAUGUGGUCAACACAGCUUAAGGUUUGAUUAUGUUGUUUAAAUAUUUUUAUGUAUUUUGUCAAAUAAUAAAUGCAAAUGGUUCAGGGACCAUAAAGUGGGACAUUAAGCUUUCAGAGACAUUCUUAGUGCCUAUGUGUGCAGCUCAAAAAAAAGGCUUAUACACCGAUCAGCCAAAGCAUUAAAACCACCUGCCUAAUAUCAUGUAGGUCCCCCUCGUGCCGCCAAAACA
Molecule: messenger RNA, 2060 nt
Organism: Myxocyprinus asiaticus (Chinese sucker)
Lineage: Eukaryota; Metazoa; Chordata; Actinopteri; Cypriniformes; Catostomidae
Product: cilia- and flagella-associated protein 97-like
Exons: 5
Coding region: 197-1654 (485 amino acids)
Biological process (GO): spermatogenesis
Source: RefSeq, a predicted model, not a curated record